Messenger RNA from Liolophura sinensis, 315 nucleotides. RefSeq lists its product as uncharacterized. The annotation marks the transcript as partial. The record is from RefSeq and is a predicted model, not a curated record. The transcript has 3 exons. Lineage: Eukaryota; Metazoa; Mollusca; Polyplacophora; Chitonida; Chitonidae.
UCUGUGGGUCGUUCUGACUGUCUGCGUUUCGUUCUGUCUGUCUCAGUGUUGUUCUGACUGUCUGUGUGUCGUUCUGAAUGUCUUCGUGUCGUUCUGACUGUCUGCGGGUCGCUCUGUAUGUCUGCGGGUCGUUCUGACUGUCUUCGUUCUAUUCGUCUGAGAGUCGUUCUGACUGCGUGUCGUUCUGAUUGUCUGUGUGUCGUUUUGUCUGUCUGCGUGUCGUUCCGACUGUCUGUGUGCCGUUCUGACUGUCUGUCUGUCGUUCAGUCUCUUAGCUUUCAGAAUGCAGGUUUGCAGAACUACCGUUACAUAUAG